This is a messenger RNA of Bipolaris oryzae ATCC 44560, 195 nucleotides long. RefSeq lists its product as uncharacterized. The transcript has a single exon. Lineage: Eukaryota; Fungi; Ascomycota; Dothideomycetes; Pleosporales; Pleosporaceae. The record is from RefSeq and is a predicted model, not a curated record. The coding region runs from base 1 to 195 and encodes 64 amino acids.
AUGCUCGCCCCUAGUAUUCGCAUUGAUAUCAUGGGAAAUAGUGCUUUUCCAAUUGUUUCAUGCGCCAUAUACCUCUGCCUCUUGUCCAAAUACAGUCAUGGAGAAUCGGACACGGCUAAUCGCACAUCGAGGGGAAUCUUGCAAAGGUUACCACUGGGUAGCGGCCACCUGGAACGGAAAAUUUAUAAAGGGUAA